AUGAAGACAAGGAUACUCUCAGACAAAAGAAAACCAAGAGAACUCAUUGCCAGCAGACCUGCUCUAAAGGAAAUGCUAAAAGAAGUUCUUCAGACAGAAAGCAAAUGGUACCAGAGGGUAACCUGGAAUUUCAAGAAACAAGGAAGAGCAACAGAAAUGCAAAGCUCUCUUCUAGUUAUCGCGGCACAAGACACCAUCUACGAGACGGUGCGGGAAGUCCUGCACGGGAACCAGCGCAAGCACCAGAAGUUUUUGGAGACGGUGGAGCUUCAGAUCAGCCUGAAGAACUAUGACCCUCAGAAGAACAAGUGCUUCUCAGGCACCCUCAGGCUCAAGUCCACUCCCCACUCCAAGUUUUCUGUAUGUGUUCUGGGGGACCAGAGGCAUCGUGAUGAGGCCAAGGCUGUGGAUAUCCCCCACAUGGACAUCGAGGCCCUGAAGAAACUUAAGAAUAAGAAACUGGUCAAGAAGCUGGCCAAGAAGUAUGAUGCCUUUUUGGCUUCAGAGUCUCUGAUCAAGCACAUCUCACAAAUCCUGGGCCCAGGCCUGAAUAAGGCUGGCAAGUUCCCUUCCUUGCUAACCCACAAUGAGAACAUGGUGGCCAAAGUUGAUGAAGUGAAGUCCACGAUCAAGUUCCAGAUGAAGAAGGUGCUGUGUCUGGCAGUGGCUGUUGGCCACGUGAAAAUGACAGAUGAUGAGCUUGUGUACAAAAUCCACUUAGCCGUCAACUUCCUGGUGUUGUUGCUCAAGAAAAACCGGCAGAUCGUCCGGGCUCUGUACAUUAAGAGCACCAUGGGCAAGCCCCAGCGCCUGCACUAAGGCACAGCUUAAUAAACCAU
This is a messenger RNA of Lagenorhynchus albirostris (white-beaked dolphin), 839 nucleotides long. Its product is annotated as large ribosomal subunit protein uL1-like. The record is from RefSeq and is a predicted model, not a curated record. Lineage: Eukaryota; Metazoa; Chordata; Mammalia; Artiodactyla; Delphinidae.